Eimeria necatrix is the source of this 306-nucleotide messenger RNA. RefSeq lists its product as hypothetical. The transcript has 2 exons. The coding region runs from base 1 to 306 and encodes 101 amino acids. The record is from RefSeq and is a predicted model, not a curated record. NCBI's taxonomy places the organism in Eukaryota, Apicomplexa, Conoidasida, Eucoccidiorida, Eimeriidae.
AUGCUCCUGAGCGACGCUUCGCCUUCCCCAGUCCCCCUUCUGUCUUCCGCUGACUGGGGGGCCCCGGGGCCCCCGGCCGGCCUGCGGGGGCGGGGACGGGAGCCCCUGGUGGCGCUGCAGCGGCUGGCGCGGCUGCUGCUGCUGCGCGCCGCGGCUGCUGAUUGCUGCAGCAGCAACUCUGACAGCAAUGCUGACGGGCAGCAUUUACUUUGGCUGGCCAGCCCUCGCUGCAAUGAUGCUGCAGUCGGGGAGCUUCUCGAGCCUCUGCGGGGCCCCCCGGGGGCCCCCAGCACUUGUACUCCAUAA